Molecule: messenger RNA, 3760 nt
Organism: Nannospalax galili (Upper Galilee mountains blind mole rat)
Lineage: Eukaryota; Metazoa; Chordata; Mammalia; Rodentia; Spalacidae
Gene: Abi3bp
Product: ABI family member 3 binding protein
Exons: 44
Coding region: 16-3624 (1202 amino acids)
Biological process (GO): positive regulation of cell-substrate adhesion; extracellular matrix organization
Molecular function (GO): protein binding
Source: RefSeq, a predicted model, not a curated record
GCAGGCAAAUGCAACAUGCUCUCCAGCCUGGGGUGUCUUCUUCUCUGUGGGAGUGUUGCCCUUGCCCUGGGAAAUGCACAGAAAUUGCCAAAAGGUAAACGACCAAAUCUGAAGGUGCACAUCAACACUACGAGUGACUCCAUCCUCUUGAAGUUCCUGCGUCCAAGUCCAAAUGUAAAGCUUGAAGGUUUUCUCUUGGGAUACGGCAGCAAUGUGUCUCCAAACCAGUACUUUCCUCUUCCCACAGAAGGCAAAUUCACCGAGGCUGUAGUUGAUGCAGAGCCGAAGUAUCUGAUAGUUGUGCGACCUGCUCCCCCUCCAAGUCAAAAGAAGUCGUGUUCAGGUAAAUCUCGUCCUCGCAAACCUCUCCAGUUGGUGGUUGGCACUCUGACACCAAGCUCAGUCUUCCUGUCCUGGGGUUUCCUUAUCAAUCCACACCAUGACUGGACAUUGCCAAGUCACUGUCCCAACGACAGAUUUUACACAAUUCGCUAUAGAGAAAAAGAUAAAGAAAAGAAAUGGAUUUUUCAACUCUGUCCAGCUACUGAAACAAUUGUGGAAAAUCUAAAGCCCAACACAGUUUAUGAAUUUGGAGUAAAAGACAACAUAGAAGGUGGAAUUUGGAGUAAAAUUUUCAAUCAUAAGACUAUUGUUACAAGUAAAAACAAAAUAAAUGGAAAAAUUCAAAGCACUUAUGACCAGGUCCACACUGUGCCAUCAUACGUCCCAAGGAAGCUUAUUCCAAUAACAAUCAUCAAGCAAGUGAUUCAGAAUGUUACUCAUCGGGCUUCAACUAAAUCCCCAGACAAGAUUCCCUUUGGAGGAACAAUACUAGUCCACCUUAUAAUUCCAGGUCUGAAUGAUACCACUGUGAAGCUUCCCACAUCCAUAAUGUUUGAGAUUUCAGAUGCCCUCAAGGUGCAAUUAGCUAAGAAUGAAACCUUGGCAUUACCUGCUGAAUCUAAAACACCAGAGGUAGAAAAGCUCCCAGAACAGCCCAUAACAGUGACUCCUGAAACAGUUUCAAGAACCACGGUUUCUAGUACGUUAGACAUUUCAGAAACAACACUGGUUUUCAGCGAGAUGACGCCAGAAAUGCCGCAAACUGUUCUAAUACCUAAGUUUGAACUGCCACUGAGCACUCUAGCUCCAAAGAGGCUCCCAGAGUUUCCUGAGGCAAAAACACCAUCCCCUUUUGAGAGACUUGGGGGUACCUUGGCUUCGAGUGAAAAGCCCUGGAUGGCACCUAUAGUUAAAACAUCUGAAGAUUCCAAAGCUGUGCAGCCUCAAACUGCAACUUAUGAUGCUUUCUCAAGCUCUACAACUUCAGAUGAGACUGGAAUAGAGCCCCAUACAGCAACAAGUGAUCCUAUUCUGGACUCUGUCCCACCUAAAACUUCUAGAACUCUUGAACAGCCAAAGGCAACACCGGCACCAAGUAAAGCAUCAUUUACUCCUCAUAAAGUGGAACCCUUCACCAGCCCUGAAACGCAACCUACAACAGCUGCUCCCCAGCAAACCACAUCAGUCCCUUCUACGCCUAAACGACGCCCCAGACCCAAAACGCCAAAAAUCAGACCCGCCCCAGAAUCUCAGACUCUACCGGCAUCCCAGUCAACAAAAGCUCCACCAAAGACCAAACGACCAGGUCGCCGCCGCCCCCAUCCUAAAACCACACGUAGUCCAGGAGUACCCAAGUCUAAACCUGCUCUAGAACCGACCACUGUACGACCGGAGCUCUUGGUUUCCACGAUUGCACAAAAAUCAUCCCAGAGACCUAAAGCCAUGCCCAGACCAGAAGUACUCCAAGUCCAGCCUGAUCCAAAACCACCAAAGCAGUUGCUUCCUAAGCCCCAAACCACAGCACCUGACAUGCCACCAGCUAAAUCCGUCUAUGAGCCUGUAACAUCUGAAACAGAAGCUCCUUCUAUAACUAUAGUUCCUACCACAGACAUUGCACAUGUAAUUAAGAGAACCGAGGCGCCAGUGACAACAUUAGCUCCAAAAAUAUCACGACCAAGAACUCGCCGUCCACGUCCCAAACCCAAAACCACUCCAAGCCCAAAGAUACCUCAGACUAAACCAGCCUUUGGACCUGUUACUCCUGAGUCAUCUUUAGCUCCAUCAACAAAAAGAAUACAUCCUCCACAUCCCAAACCUAAAACCAUACCUGAUCCAGAAGUACCACAGAUAAUAUUGGCUCCCCGGCAGAUGCCACACAUUCCUCCCAAGCUAAAAACACCACGCCCAAGAAUCCCACCAACACAGCGAGUUCCUAAAGGGUCCCGGCAUACCACUUCAAAACCAAAACUGUCACCAAGUCCAGAAGUGUCAGACACUGUACCUGCUCCAAAAGAUGAACUACUUUCCCAUAAACCAGACCCUGAGGCCUCUCACAGUGAACUUGUUCUGCAACCUGUCACCUUUCGAGUUGAGCCACCAAAGACAACAACAGCUUCUUUAGAGACAUCAGGCAGCCCUUUUAAACCUGUAAUUUCACCACAUCCCGGUCAAGAAGAACUACAGACAACUCUGGAAGAAAUAAACCAGCCUACCCAAGCACACUUCACAACCAGGAUUCCACGAACAACUGAAUUGGCAAAGACAACUCAGGCACCACACAGAUUGUACACUGCUCCUGUGAGACCCAGGAUACCGGACAAAUCACACAUCAGACCUGUUCUGAACAGGACAGCUACAAGACCUAUUAAACCCAAACCCAGCAGGAUGCCCAGUGGAAAUGGAGUGGGAACAGGAACAAAGCAAGCACCGAAGCCAUCAAGUACUGGUAGAAAUGUGUCAGUGGACACACAUACUACAAGAAAGCCAGCUACAAUCCCAGGAAUACGUCGCCCACCUAUGCCACCUAGACCUGUGCCCCCACAGAGAAAACCUUUACCACCAAAUAAUGUCACUGGAAAGCCAGGAAGUGCAGGAAUCAUUUCCUCAGGACGAGUAACUUCCUCACCCCUGGAAGCAGCACUCACAUCUACUGGAGCACCCUCAGAGAGACCAGAGAUAGAUAAAAGGCCACCAACAGCUCCUGCCUCUGGAGAAGAACUUGGUAGUGCAUCCAACUUUAGCUCAAGCCCAACAAAAGAAACUGAUCAUCUUGGGAAGCCGAGAUUCACAGGGCCUCAUGUGCGAUAUAUUCCAAAGCCUGACAACAGCCCCUGUUCAAUCACCGACUCAGUCAAACGGUUCCCUACAGAGGAAGCCACAGAAGGGAAUGUCACCAGUCCACCACAGAAUCCACCCACCAACCUCACCGUGGUUACCGUGGAAGGGUGCCCCUCAUUUGUCAUCUUGGACUGGGAAAAGCCACUAAACGACACUGUCACUGAAUAUGAAGUUAUAUCCAGAGAAAAUGGGUCAUUCAGUGGGAAGAACAAGUCCAUCCAAAUUACGAAUCAAACUUUCUCCACAGUAGAAAAUCUUAAACCAGAUACAAGCUAUGAAUUCGAGGUCAAACCUAAAAACCCACUUGGUGAAGGCCCACCCAGCAAAACAGUGGCAUUCAAUACAGAAUCAGCUGACCCAAGAGUGAGCGAGCCAAUUUCUGGUAAGUACUUGUCCAGUAGGGGAAAACUACAUACUAAAUUAAGUAAGUACAGAAGAACCUGAGCUAAGAUUCCAUCCCCAUCCCACCCCCCUUAGCCUUGUUAGAUGAUCAGGUGUGUGAAUGUAAACACUUUACGUUGAGAACCUAUCUGGGGAAGGGAGGUAUUCUGAAAUUUGCUUUCACUCAUGUACUGUCAAU